Suillus fuscotomentosus is the source of this 3267-nucleotide messenger RNA. Its product is annotated as STE like transcription factor-domain-containing protein. The transcript has 6 exons. Bases 325 to 2889 code for a protein of 854 amino acids. Gene Ontology annotation, biological process: sexual reproduction; regulation of DNA-templated transcription. The record is from RefSeq and is a predicted model, not a curated record. Lineage: Eukaryota; Fungi; Basidiomycota; Agaricomycetes; Boletales; Suillaceae. Gene Ontology annotation, cellular component: Tec1p-Ste12p-Dig1p complex; nucleus; Ste12p-Dig1p-Dig2p complex. Gene Ontology annotation, molecular function: DNA-binding transcription factor activity.
CGUACACUGUCAACAACACCCUUUCCAAUGGUGGAUGCGGCCCAAAUUAUUGCAUCCAAUGAUUCCAUGAUCAUUUCUGGGUCAUCCCGGCCCAUCUCCAUAUUUUUAUAUCAACCAUGAUAUAAUAUAAUUCUUCCGGUGCACACGCAAAUGGAUCACCCCCUCCCUUUAUAACUACAUAUCAUCCUACUCUUCAUCUAAUCGGUCAUCGCAUCCAUCUUUCCUCCUCUGACUCUCAAAAUCCCUUCUAUUGAUUCAAGUUGGCGCUGCGUAGUAUCACUCUUCUCUACAGCUCACGACAGCCUCGCUGAAACAAGUGAUCUCAUGAACCCUUAUCUACCAACGUUUGAUUCUUCACUCGACGCAGGCGCUGCAGGGCUAACUCCACCAUCCAACUCCGGAUCUUCUUCCCCUUCUCUACUGAACGACCAUCCCAAUCCCCAUCAAACGCAGGCGCCUGAUCGUCGUGUAACCAAUUUUAUCGCCCGGACAUCGGGAGGAUCACCGACAAUGCAUUGCCAUCGCUCUUCCCAACGAACACCAACGUCAUUCCAAUCCCGCCAGCCUCAUAUAACUGAUCGCAGUCAAUCUGCCUUUGUCCCUCGCUUUAACCCAUCGGCCACUGGGUUAAGUGCAUGCAAAAAUCUGACAAGGCCUUUGAACGUGCAGGAGAAAGAGAAUCUCUUCCAUCUAGACAAUCUCAAGUAUUUUCUGGCUACUGCGCCGUCCCGAUGGUCGUCGAACGCUUCUGGUUUAACACAAAAUGACUCGUUUCCCAUGGACUCCUCUGGCCACCCAGCCUCUUCACAUCCCUCCAUGAACCGCUUCCUUCUUCCUUCUUCGGAAUACAUCACCUGUGUCUCGUGGAAUAAUCACUACCACAUAACGGGCACAGACAUUGUCCGCGCGCUUGUUUUCCGCUUUGAAGCAUUUGGAAGACCCGUCAAAAACAUGAAAAAAUUCGAGGAAGGUAUUUUCAGCGAUCUGCGCAAUCUCAAGCCUGGUGUCGACGCUUGCUUGGAGGAACCCAAAUCACCAUUUCUGGAUCUUCUUUUCAAAUAUCAGUGCAUACGCACUCAGAAAAAGCAAAAGGUGUUCUACUGGUACUCGGUCCCUCAUGAUCGCCUUUUCCUAGAUGCCCUCGAGCGCGAUCUCAAACGCGAGAAGAUGGACUUGGAACCAACUACUAUCGUCGUCGGUGAACCUGCUCUCUCGUUUACAUACGAGCCGCAGCGCAGCCUUUAUGAACAGUUUAGCAAGAGCAUGGAGGCCGAUGGCGACGUCAUCAGCAAUUUUGACGUCACCCAAAUGAAUGGGAAAUGUGACACAAGCGGAUCAGCACCGACGGUUUCACGUGCGGGGGCGAUACACAACUCUAACUCGGGGGAGUUGCAUCUUAGUAACUGUCGCAUUGAUGGCGGAGGCCCACAUCUUCCCUCAGCACUGCAUGGUCCCAAUAUGGCGUACCUACCCCUUUCUAUUUUCGAAGGUUCUCCCACCUAUAAGCAACGUCGUAAAAAGCCAGCCAGCAGGUUGGAUGCGAUCACGCGCAGUGACUCAGAAGAGACACCCAUUCCCACAUACGAGGUUGGCGUUGGCUAUGGACCUGGUGAUUCCAGCAUGACAGCUGCCGAUAUGUUCACGUCUCAAGCGAGAGGUGAACAGGAUCCUAGCGUGAGACAAGUCAAGGCUGUGCUACAAGCCCAUGAUAGCACGAUUUGGUCCACUACACCGCAACUCGCUCCAGGGCAGACUUCUGCCACCCUUCCAAAUGGUCCAGUCUUCGGGCAACGGUCAUCAAUCAAGCAGCCUUCAUCGCAAUCUCAUCUUCACCCCUUUACGGAGGAUUCCUCAUUAUCUUCGUUCCCUUCGGAUGUUGACGGCCAUCACGCCACCAGCGGGAUGACGCUCACUUCGAAGGUGUUUGUUUGUCCCCUCUAUUCCUGUGGCCGUUUGUUUAAGCGUAUGGAGCACCUAAAGAGGCACGUGCGGACGCACACCAUGGAACGCCCAUUUGCCUGUAACUUUUGCAAGAAAGCGCAUCUUCGCAUACACACACGGACGGAAAGGGCUGACUCAGCUUCCACCGAUCUAAAUGCGUGCGAUACUGAUAUGGAAAACGAGGAAGGAGAUGAAGAUGACGUUGCCUUUGCUGCCGCUCUCUCUUUUGCAGAGGGUGGCUUACAGGACAUGGGGACGUGUGUUUUGGAACUGCAAGGCCAGGUGCAAGACGUGCAAGGCGACGAAGAGGGUUUAGUUGCGUUGUCCGGCGUCUCCUCUCUUAUGGAUACCGACGCUACCUCGGACGGUGGGCUUAGUAGCAGCUAUUUCUUGCAAAGUGGCACCGGGGACCACACCGGGUACGUUGAGCCAGCGGAGAUGACCUGGGCCAUUCGGACUUGCAACGGGGAACCGACUAUGACGUCUUUUUCGGCUCCAUCCCAUAGACAGGAUUUUACCCUGAACAAUAUGGCUCUCCAUGUAGCACCCUCAGAGGUUGGACCUCACAGACGUCACAGAAGCGCCACUCCAUCUCUCAUACGCUCGCAUUCUGUGUCCAGCCGACACUACCAUCCCUAUGCAUCAUCUUCUCAUUCGUGCCCCAGUUCAAAUCACUCCAGCCCAAGCUCUCUCUCUCGUUCUCCUGAUAAUUCUGCGGUUUCAUUAAACGCUAUGUCUCGUGAGGCCUCCAGGGCGUCACAGCCGCGUUCAUUCUCAGCGCCUUCCUUCAGUGCCAAUCAAGGCUUGGAUAGAGCGCUCGACAUCAGCGGCCUUAAUUUCGACGGUAUCUUCUCGAAUUCCAUGACGCUAUUCUCAGAACCUGGUGCAUUCGACCUUUCACAGGCAUACCCGCACCCCGCCUACGAAUCAACUUCGUUGUCAAUCUAGAUCGUUCGAGUCGGAGUACAGUACACCUCUCUUUUGUUAUCAUAAUUCUUUUCGUUCAUCUUGCUAGCUAUAAUUGUAUCGAUAAUCUAUUUAUCACUCACGACCUAGUACAUACUAUACCACCAGUGAUCGUUUUGGGGCACCGUGCAGGUCACUUUUGUGUUCUCCCCCAUUUACGACACCGAGCCUCACGUGUGCCAUUUUCUUGUAUUACAUAUCACAUAUUGUCUUGUUCACGAAUUGUUACUUCACUAUCGCUCAAGCUCGGUGACUCAUCGGUCUUGCCUGCAAGGUUGGAUAUGCAUGGAGCUGCGCGCACUAGUGCUCUUGUAUUAUGUAUCGGAAUUUCGUCAUCUAUGUCAGCGCAAUUGACAAUGC